This is a messenger RNA of Thlaspi arvense, 6324 nucleotides long. The record is from the annotation of a GenBank genome assembly. Lineage: Eukaryota; Viridiplantae; Streptophyta; Magnoliopsida; Brassicales; Brassicaceae.
UGGGAUUUGUGAUUUUCUUUUUUCUCUUUCGUAGUAAUUUAUUUGACUUAACCGGGGAGCCCUAAGUCUCCGAGGCUAGUAGCGGAGGCGUAAUCAUCGGAAAAAUUCAAAGUUUGCGGAGGAAGAAGAUUUCGAUUGUAUCACGCACGACAAUCCUAAUUUUGACAUUCACAUGUUAAAUUAGUGGAAAAUGAAUUUUUGGGUUAAUUCAGAUUCUGCAGAUUUGGGCUGAUCAUGGAGCUAAGGGUAGUCGCUCUGUUACGUUUUCUCAAGCAUCUCCGUCGCAGUGGCCGAAGCAUCACUGCCUCACGAGCUUAAAUCUGAAGGCGCGAGGUUCUGUGAGCGCUGAUUUUUCUUAUUCUCAUUUGAUCGUUCUCGAGAAGAACAGUGAAUGCCUAUUGAUUUGUCAUGACAUCCUCGCGUGAGGUAAAGAAGUAUCAGAACCAAUCAGGUUCUCCUUCUGGGAAGAAGAGUAAGAAGCUCGCCGCGAUAUGCGAGGAGGAAUACAACAAAAACCAUGGAGAGUCGAAGGGCAGAGAUGGCGCGUCUGCGUUGGCUGGUGUUGACUCUGAACUUAGGCGGAGCUCUAGGGUCAGACGGAUACCGACCAUCCUGGACGCUUCUCCUCCUCCUCCAAGGAAAAAACGGCGUUUGAAUAAUCACGGGGGUAGGAGUUCCAAGCUAGGGAGAGUGGUGGUGGAGGAGAAUGGUGAUUCGGAUAACCCGGAUGGUUGGAAGUCGAGGUUGAGGUCAAGGAGGAGGAACGUUGGUUUGCAAGCGAAUGGGACAGAGAGAAGUGCGGUAAAGAGGAAAAGAAAGCUCGUUUUCGGAAGUGAUGCCAAUGAGCUGAGAGAUAAAUCAGUGGCGAGAGAAAGGGAAGAGGGAAGAGGAGCUCCUAAUGGUGGGAAGCCGACGAAAGCAAAAAAGGAAGUGGAAGCUAACGAAUGUGAAAGUUCGGAAGAUGGGGAAAAUGGGGAAAAUGAGUCAGAUACCAGUAACGCUGAAGAUGAGAGUGCUAGCGAGUCGGAGGAAUCAACGCAGGCUGACAGUGAAGCUGGAGAGGAGGAGGAUGAGAAGAAGAAGAAGAAGAAGAAGACUACCAAAAUAUCAGUUGUUUUAGAUAGUGAAAACGAUGCUGAAGUUGAUGGAACGGAGAGUGAGAGUGAGGAUGGAACAGACAGUACUGAAAAUGAGAUUGAGGAUAGUGAUGAAGAGGGCGGAAGUGAGACACAAAGUAGUGCAGAGAAGACAGGAAGUCAGAUUGAAGCUAAUGUGGAUGGAAUGACAGCUGAUACUAAUGUUAGAAUGGAAGCAGUGGAAAACGAGAGCCGGGAUCAAAUGGAAGGAAUGGAAAAUGAGAUUGAGAUAGAAGUUGAAGAAAUUGAGAAUAAGGAGGUAAUGGUUUCGGAAAGUGGAAAUGGCACUGGGAUGCUAGUGGAUGAUAGUGAUUUUGCUACAAAAAUGGGAGAUACUUUACAUCCUGAACCUCUACAGAAAACUAGCAUCGAGGUUAAUGAGAGUUUAAAGCAGAAUGAGGAUAUCGGGGAGCAAGGCGUUUCUAGAACAAUAUCUACCGAUAAGACCAAAGAACAUAGUGAGGUUCACGAUAGAGGGGGUGAAAGCGUGGAAAUGCUUGACGAGUUGCCUAUUCAGAAUGAAACUUCCAAAAAGGUGGUUGACUCAAUUUGCACUUCAUCGGAUAGACUUGGCAAGCCUCUCUUUAAACAAGCCAGACGCUGUGGUUUAUGUGGAGUUGGUACUGAUGGCAAACGCCCGAAGAAAUUGAUACAAGAUAAUGGUGACAGUGACAUAGAGGCACGUAGCGGGUCUUCCUCUUCUGAGGAGCCAAACUAUGACAUAUUGGAUGGUUUUGGCGAUGAUCCUGGAUGGCUUGGCCGUCUAUUGGGCCCUAUAAACGAUCGUUAUGGAAUUUCUGGAACGUGGGUUCAUCAGCACUGUGCCGUAUGGAGUCCUGAGACGUUAAUGUUCAGUACUCUUGUACUGCAGGUUUACUUUGCUGGUGUAGGAUGCUUAAAGAAUAUAAGGGCGGCACUUUGCAGAGGGAAGUCAUUAAAAUGCACUCGCUGUGCAAGACCUGGGGCAACCAUUGGUUGUCGUGUUGAUCGAUGUCCAAGAACCUAUCACUUGCCUUGUGCACGAGCUAAUGGUUGCAUCUUUGAUCACCGUAAAUUUCUGAUUGCUUGCACAGACCAUAGACAUCAUUUCCAACCCCAUGGUCGUCAAUGUCACAUCAGAAAGAAGAAGAUGAAAGCCAAGAGGAUGCGGUUGGAGAUGAGGAAGCACUCAAAUGAUGCCUGGCGUAAGGAUGUGGAAGCGGAAGAAAAGUGGUUUGAAAAAUGUGGUGAAGAUGAAGAAUUUUUAAAACGCGAAAGCAAGAGACUACAUCGGGAUCUAGAACGAGUUGCUCCCGAGUAUAUUGGAGGCCCUGAUUCUGAAAGUGGAAAGGCAUUUGAGGGAUGGGACUCUGUUGCUGGGCUUGAGGGUGUAACUCAAUGUAUGAAAGAGGUUGUUCUUUUACCCUUGCUAUAUCCAGAAUUCUUUGAUAACCUUGGACUCACACCUCCAAGAGGUAUCCUGUUGCAUGGACAUCCUGGAACUGGAAAAACGCUUGUGGUUCGAGCGCUGAUUGGUUCCCUUGCUCGUGGUAAUAGACGGAUUGCCUACUUUGCCAGGAAAGGGGCAGACUGUCUAGGAAAAUACGUUGGUGAUGCUGAGCGCCAGUUGAGGCUUUUAUUUCAGGUCGCUGAAAAAUGCCAACCAUCUAUCAUAUUUUUUGAUGAAAUAGACGGUCUCGCUCCCAAACGGUCAAGGCAGCAAGAUCAAACGCACAGCUCUGUUGUAUCCACUUUGCUCGCUUUACUAGACGGCUUGAAGUCGCGUGGCUCGGUGGUGGUCAUAGGUGCAACAAACUACCCUGAUGCUAUUGACCCAGCAUUAAGGAGGCCUGGGAGGUUUGACAGGGAGAUCUAUUUUCCACUACCAUCGCUCGACGAUAGGGCUGCAAUCAUCUCACUCCAUACUAGAAAGUGGCCUAAGCCGGUGUCUGGUUACUUGCUCAAGUGGAUUGCGAAAGAAACUGCUGGUUUUGCUGGUGCGGAUAUACAAGCUCUCUGCACACAAGCUGCCAUGAUUGCCUUGAAUAGGAGUUUUCCUUUGCAAGCAUCUUUGGCCGCUGCAGAGUUGGGAAUGUCUAGUAGUAAUCGUGUUGCUCUUCCAUCCUUCUCAGUUGAAGAAGGAGAUUGGUUGGAAGCUUUAUCCCGCUCUCCACCCCCAUGCUCUCGUAGAGGAGCAGGAAAAGCAGCUAGCGAUAUAUUUUCUUCUCCUCUUCCUGUUUACUUGGCGCCUUCUUUAUUACCACCACUGUGUUCUUUACUUGUUGCUUUUCAUCUCGAAGAGCGCAUCGUGCUACCACCUCUUCUUUCCAAAGCUGCGGUUGAUUUCCAAAAUGUGAUCCGUUCUGCUUUGAGCGACAGGAAUAUAACUGAGGGUUACUGGUGGUCUCAUGUUGAGAGCCUUUUCCAGGAGGUAGAUGUGGUGAAGGAUAUAGUUCAGGGGCUUUCUUAUGCUGGGAUACUGGAUGGAGGAUGUGACUUGGCUAGAUCUGUUUCAAGCACCCCUGGUGCUGACGACUGUAGUUUGGGUUCUUCACAAUUUAUGGCACACAGAGUCUGCCGACACCCUGCUUUGGGGAAUACUCCUCUGGAAUCAGUGAGCAAGUCAGGGUUCCAAUUGCUUAUUGCUGGAGGACCUAAAUCUGGUCAACGACAUCUUGCUUCAUGUAUCUUGCAUUGUUUUAUUGGAAAUGCAGAGAUGCAGAAGAUAGACACGGCAACAAUUUCACAAGAAGGAAAUGGGGAUCUGGUGCUAGGCAUAACUCACUUAUUAAAUAACUUUCUAACUGGUUUAUCUGCCCGGUUUGUAGUUAAAUGUUCUAGCAGGAAAUCAUGUGUGGUAUUCAUGCCAAGGAUUGACUUGUGGGCUGUAGAAACAGAAACUCCACUGAGUGAGGAGGUCGAGUGUGAUGAUGAUUCUGCAAAUGAGAAUUCUUCUAACAUGGAGUUGCAGAAUUCUACUCGAGUUUCUCAUGCCUGGAACACAUUUUUUGAGCAAGUAGAGUCAUUACGAGUUUCUACAAAGAUGAUGAUUUUGGCUACUUCUGGCAUUCCCUACAAACUCCUGCCUCCUAAGAUUCAACAGUUUUUUAAGACCGACCUAUCAAAUGAGUAUCAGCCAACUAUGUCCGAGGCUGUUCCACAAUUCACUGUUCAAGUUGUUGAAAAUUCUGACCAGGACAUGGCCAUUGAUCUGUCUGCUACUGAGUUGUCAAGGCGCGCAAUCCAAGUGUUUCUCCAUUUGGUGCAUCAAGGAACCCAUACUCGCAAUGACUUGCAGAAGAAAUACAAAAGUGAGGAUCCUGAACAGGGUUGCAGAGAUGGAGCUUAUCAGAAUAGUACGGAUCAUGGCGCAGGGGAAGAAGUAGGUGUUAAAUCAAAACCUCCUGAUGAUGGUUCUUUAAAAGUGCCACCAUUAGCUACCAGCAUACAUGUUAAAGCGAAAUCAAGCCUGCAGAUAGCUAUUUCUACAUUUGGUUAUCAAAUUCUACGGUAUCCUCAAUUUGCUGAGCUUUGUUGGGUGACAUCAAAGCUUAAGGAAGGGCCAAGUGCAGAUGUUUCAGGCCCGUGGAGAGGAUGGCCGUUUAAUUCGUGUAUCAUUCGUCCCUGUAAUUCAUCUGAGCAGACUAUGAAUGCUUCCGGUUCCAACAAUGUUAAAGGCAAAGAUUCAUCUGGUCUUGUCACAGGCCUAACUGCUGUUGGAUUAUCAGCGUAUAGAGGAACUUAUAUAUCGCUGAGGGAAGUCUCCUUUGAGGUACGGAAAGUUCUCGAGCUCUUAGUUGGGCGGAUCAAUGUGAAAAUCGAUGCUGGAAAGGACAGAUGUCUAUACAUCCGAAUUUUGUCUCAAGUUGCUUAUCUGGAGGAUCUAGUUAAUAGUUGGGUAUAUGCAAUGCGAAGUUUUGAAUUGAAUGCUCAAACAGAGUUGACGAAUCCAUCAGUGAGGAAUGAGCCAACUGAGCAAGGAACAUCUGAUCGAGCAAAAGGGUCCGAAGAAGACCCGAAAGUAAAUACCCAAAACAUGAAUUGUCCAGACCCUAUAGCAUCUUCUAAUCUUGCCGACAAUCAUCAGCCAGUUGUAGAGAUCGCAAAUGGUCAUACUGGAACAAAUCAUGAACCCUUUCUUGAUGAUACUAAUCCUCUUACAGCCCAUAGUACGGAGGGCUUAACUUUGAUCAAAGAGAAUGGUGAUGAUACUUCGAAUUCUGCAAUGAUGAUGGAUGAUUCAGGAGUAGUUUCCUUUGGGCAGGCUGUUCUCCUUGAUCUUAACUCUCCUGCAGCUGACCAUGAACCGAGUGAAACUCACCAUGGCUCAUGCGAGGUAGAAACUACAGCAACGGCCACUGCUUUGCAAGGGAAAGCUAAUUCACAAAACAAUGCAAACAGCAUGCCUGAAUCUGUUAAACAAGUUGAAACAGCCGCAAGAAUCACCCCUUUGGAUGACCCUAGUUCGGUGUGUUUGUACCGUUGCUGCUCCCAGUGUGUCUCCAUCCUCCGAGAUUCAAUGCAUAAACUAGUUACUCGCGAAUUGGGACUUGGCAAGAGUUGCAUCACAACAGAGGGUCUACAUGAUGCGGUUUCUUCAUUAUCAGUGGAGCUUAUCGGUGCUGUUAGAAAAUUCAUCUCUGCGAAAAACAAUGGUAAUACGCAGGAAGCAGGGGUUGAAGAACGUGAUGAAUGCUCAGAAAAGGAAACUUGUUCUUGCAAAAGCUUACCUGGUAAUUUUCUUGCCUCGGCUGAAUGUUGCAGUCAUUCUGCUGAGGAGCAAGGGAGCUUAGCUGAAGCAAAUACACAUCCAAGCCCUAAGACUUGGCUUGAGCCAUCAUCAUUGUUCGUUUUCAAAGAUGGAAUAUUGGUUCCAGCAAGUACUGAAGAUGAAGGCGCUCCGCACUGUAAAUAUGAUAGUUUCUGCCUUGGUUCUCUCAUAGAGUUGAUUGCAACUGAGAUGAAGAAGCCUUUUUGAGUAUCUUUCAUCUUUUGUUUACUCAAAUCAACUGGUGUCUCUGCCAUUUAUUUGUUGUUACAGUCUUACAGACUAGUAGAUUUAUCUCAGAUAUUAUCAAAUUAGAAAAAGAAAUCAGCAGUUUCUUGGCUCUAUUUCUAUUUUGGUUGCUAAUUACUCAUGAUUAGGAGUAUUAUGUUCUGAGAAAAAAGAAUGCUAAUCAGGAGUAAUCAGAAGCAGAUUCUUUUUCUC